This is a messenger RNA of Stereum hirsutum FP-91666 SS1, 1173 nucleotides long. RefSeq lists its product as uncharacterized. The record is from RefSeq and is a predicted model, not a curated record. The coding region runs from base 1 to 1173 and encodes 390 amino acids. The transcript has 8 exons. NCBI's taxonomy places the organism in Eukaryota, Fungi, Basidiomycota, Agaricomycetes, Russulales, Stereaceae.
AUGAAGUCGGAAUUCGAGGAAAAGCUGAGUAAUGCCGCAGCCACCGCUGCUGCUGCGACGCUUCAGCAUGAACAGGAGAUACGUGCCGCUAUUUCACAGUCAGAGGAGAAAUCAAAGGAUAGGAUCGAGAAAUUAGAGGCGGCUGUUGCGGAGGCGCGGAAGGACGAAGAUGUUGGUCCAAGAAAUCUUGUCGUGUGUAUAGAUGGAACUGCGAAUCAAUUCGGCAUAAAGAACUCCAAUGUCGUCGAGCUCUAUCACCUCCUUGUGAAGGACAAGCGUCAAAUCACCUUCUACAACAGUGGUAUAGGGACGUAUGCUAAACCUUCCUGGCGUUCGUUAUCCUAUUGGAGGCAAGCCAUCGGACACACCAUCGACCUCAUGAUCGCGUGGAACUAUGAAAGAAUAAUACAGGAGGCAUACCUGUGGCUGUCGGAGAACUAUCGCGACGGCGACCGUGUUUUCCUAUUCGGAUUUUCUCGUGGAGCAUACCAGGUCCGAUGUCUAUCAGCCAUGAUUGAUACGGUCGGUUUAAUUCAUCGAGGAAACGAUGCUCAAAUUCCGUUGUAUGUUGUUCUCUAUAUCCUGCAGCAUUACGUCAGUGACGACCCGAAAGAGAUGGCUAAACGAUUCAAAAAGUCUUUCUCUCGGGAGGUACAGGUACAUUUUGUGGGAGCGUGGGAUACUGUAUCUUCCGUUGGGAUCGUUCGUGACAAGGUUCUACCUGGGACGACUUCGGGAAUGAAGCAUGUUACGUUCUUCCGUCAUGCGUUGGCCCUCGAUGAGAGACGCGUUAAAUUUCUUCCGGAGUAUGCGUACGAGGGUAGCCACUUUCCGGAUGCGAAGAGAGAUACAGAGGAGAAAACCAGAAAUGUUUCCAACACAACCCUUGCAAUGCAUAGAAAGGGGGCGCACGUGUCUCUUAUGAAUCGCAGCGACCCUCCCUUGCGCUGGAUGUCGUACGAAGCAACGGCAGCAGGCUUGCGUCUGGAACCGUUCACGAGGGAAUGGGAAAUUCAAUCGAAGAUCAACGUACACGAAUCACUGGCAGGUCCAUGGUACAUACUCGAGUAUCUGCGCUUGACACAUCUCACAUAUGACGGCGCGAGUAAUGUGACACGUUGGUACGCAGCAGAAUUGUGGUUUGUCAAAGUGUCACUCACAUCUAUGCUGUAG